UUUUCGUAUAAAUAACGCGAGUUCUUUCGUUACAAACAUUGUCGAGUUUGUACACAAACAGUAAACAUGUACAAGGCUGUGCUUUUAGUCUGCGCUCUGGCGCUCACGAUCCAGUCCAUUGCUGGAGCAUGCAUUGGAGCUGGAUUGGGUGCUGGACCCUUCGGUUUUGCUGGUCCUCUUGGUCUGGCUGAACCUUAUGGUCUAGGUUCACUAGGUGCUCCUUAUGGAGCAUACGGUGCUUACGGUCUCGGCUACGGCAUCGGCAACUGUGCUGGACCUUUCCGUUCUGGUCUGGGAUUCGGAGCUUACAUCUAAAAGGAGAUACUUCGAGCUAUUAAUUGUUUAUUAGUCUUGGAUUAUUUUUCGACACCAAACAUAUUUUUUGACUAAAUAAUUAGCGUGAGUAUUACGUCAAAUAUGAAUGGCGUCCAACACAUGUAUAUAUUCAAUAAUAAAUUAUUUAUGAUAU
Molecule: messenger RNA, 469 nt
Organism: Vanessa tameamea
Lineage: Eukaryota; Metazoa; Arthropoda; Insecta; Lepidoptera; Nymphalidae
Product: chorion class A protein L11-like
Exons: 2
Coding region: 67-315 (82 amino acids)
Source: RefSeq, a predicted model, not a curated record